AUGGGCCAUGAUGAGAUUGUUGAGUCACUUGCUUCAAGAAAUGAUAUCGACCUGAAUAUGGCAAAUUGUUAUGGUUGGACACCACUGUCAUACGCUAUUUCACGAGGACAUAUACAUACCAUUAAACGAUUCCUUCCGAAGAGUAAUAUGCGUAAUUUACGCUUCGAUUCUUUGAACGAUUCCACUAAACAAACACUACUCGAAACGGUUUUGGAGCGAAAAGAUGCCUACGUCAUAGAACUCCUGGUCCUAAAGGACGAUAUUAACCUGGUUCCGAAAGAUCGCAAAGACCAUGACAUAUUGAGACGGGCUAUGAUACAAAAGGAUAUGGAUAUCAUAAGGUCGUUCUUCUCCCUAGGGAAGGAGCAUAACUGGAAUUCCAAUGAUAUUUACGAGAAGCCGAUAACAAUAUCGAUCAUGAACACAAAUAAUCGGGAUAUAAUUGAGCAAUUAUUAGCGAGACAUGACAUGUUACCCCUAGGUCAAAAUCUGUUGUCAUGGGCUGCAAAAAAUGGAUACAACGCAUUGAUUCGCUUCCUAUUGAUCAAAGAAGGGCUGAAUCCAAACAAAAAUUCAGACAAUGGCCGGACAGCGCUCUCACAGGCUUCGGAGAAUGGCCAUGAGAUGGCAGUUCGAAUAUUCUUAAUGGAUAAAAGAACAAAUCCGAAUUCGAAAGACGAUGAUGGUCGGACACCAAUCUCACAUGCUGCGAAAAACGAGAUGGAAUGGGAGAAUGAGGAGGAGGAGGAGCUCAUCCUAACGCGGGACGGGGCCAAUCCGAACUUGGAAGAUAAAGACGGCCAGACAGCACUCUACCGAGCUAUCGAAGCUGGUCACGAUGCGAUAAUAACACUACUCGCGCCUGUAGAUACAAUCACAAUAUUUAUUCUGGUCCAAGAAGGAAAUCGUGAAGCCAUCAAAUCACUUGUUCAUGCCAAAUAUAAUAUAGAUGAACAAAAUGGCGAAGGCCACACUCCUCUACAUGCUGCAAUCUUGUCGAGACAGCUGGAGAUAACGAAAGACCUAUUAUCGUACGGAGCGAGGAUCGAUCUUCGGGAUAGUGGCAACAUGACACCACUUCGAUUAGCGAUGCGAGAAAAAGAUGAGCGCUUCAUACGGGAGCUACUCAAACACAAAGCGAACAUGAAUGAGACUAUGGCAAAGGAAUGGCGUGCCACGUAUGGUAAAGAAGAUGAAGAUAUUGUCCUCUUUUCUGAAACAGAAAAUGGGGAAAUAUAUGUGGACUUCGUCACAGUCUUACCAACUGCCAACGAGAUAUCAGAACAACCUUCUGGUGUCAUUCGGAGUCUCUAG
Molecule: messenger RNA, 1314 nt
Organism: Trichoderma virens Gv29-8
Lineage: Eukaryota; Fungi; Ascomycota; Sordariomycetes; Hypocreales; Hypocreaceae
Product: ankyrin repeat protein
Exons: 2
Coding region: 1-1314 (437 amino acids)
Molecular function (GO): protein binding
Source: RefSeq, a predicted model, not a curated record